AUCUCAGUAAUUUUUGGAUGUUAUUUCUGAGAGGAGUAGAGUUGAGAAUUCCGCUACCUUUCAAAUCCAUGCUUGGGAUAGUUUUAUUUCCUAACUCCUCUAAGAGAUUCUGAAUGGAUAAAAUUUUCCUUCUUAUGUUCAUGAAUUCUUCUUUUUUUCCCCUCUUCUAUCUAGGAGACUUUGAAUGUGAUUGAUCCUGGCUUGAUGGAUCUAAAUGGGAUGAAUGAGGAUGCCCUGGAAUGGGAUGAGACAGAUAUAAGUAACAAGUUAAUUAGUUUGAAUGAAGAAUCAAGUGACCCUGAUCAAGAACCCCAGCCUGUCAUGCCUUCAUUAAAGCCUGAAGAGAUGAGCAGUGAGGACCCUGGUUAUGAGGAAGAGGGAGGUGACCAUGGGAGAUCACAGUAUGCUUCAAAUGUCACUGCACCCUCCAGUCCACACAUUUACCAAGUGUACAGUCUUCACAACAUAGAGCUCUAUGAAGACAGCCACAUGCCAUUUCUGAGCAGUCCAAAGUUCACUGGCAUGACACAGACUAGUGUUUUAACUAAGAGUCUCAGUAAAGACUCUUCAUUUUCCUCUACCAAAUCUUUGCCAGAUCUUUUAGGGGGCUCCAGUUUGGGGAAGGCCUGCCCAUGCCACAGUGGAGACAUGAGCCAGAAUUCUGGCAGUGAGAGUGGGAUUGUCAGUGAAGGAGACACUGAAACGACUACUAACUCUGAACUAUGUCUGCUGAAUGUGGUAGAUGGGUCCCCAAGUAACCCUGAGACUGAACAUCUGGACCCACAAGUGGGAGAUGCAGUUAACGUGUUAAAGCAAAAAGUUAAAGAUGAGCAGGAAUGCAUGAAGCUUCCAAAUAGCACUCGGUCAUCCAUUUCACCAGUAGGUUGUAUAAGUGGAAAAGUUGGAGAUUUAAACAGUGUUACCAAACAUACCCCUGAUUGUUUGGGAGAAGAAUUACAAGGAAAACACGAUGUGUUUACAUUUUAUGAUUACUCAUACCUCCAAGGCUCAAAACUCAAAUUACCAAUGAUAAUGAAACAGUCACAAAGUGAAAAAGCACAUGUGGAUGAUCCCCUUCUUCGUGGUUUUUAUUUUGAUAAAAAAUGCUGCAAAUCUAAACAUCAGACUUCAGAGCUACAACCAGAUGCACCACCCCAUGAAAGGAUUUUGGCAAAUGUACCACCCGAAAUGGGUCGCAGCUCAUAUAAAAGUGGUGAUAUCGAAAAGACAUUCGCUGGUAUUCAGAAUGCCAAGCAGCUCUCCCUUUUAUCUCGCAGUUCAUCCAUUGAGUCCCUUUCUCCAGGGGGUGAUUUAUUUGGAUUGGGCAUCUUUAAGAAUGCUGGUGACAGCCUCCAGAGAAGCACUUCUUUAGAAAGUUGGUUGACAUCCUACAAAAGCAAUGAAGAUCUUUUUAGCUGUCACAGCUCUGGGGACAUAAGUGUGAGCAGUGGCUCAGUUGGUGAACUGAGUAAAAGGACAUUAGAUCUACUGAAUCGUUUGGAGAAUAUCCAGAGCCCCUCAGAGCAAAAGAUAAAGCGAAGUGUUUCUGAUAUCACUCUCCAAAGCAGUUCCCAAAAGAUGUCCUUUCCAGGCCAAAUGUCACUGGACAUAGCAUCUUCUAUCAAUGAAGAUUCAGCAGCGUCCCUUACAGAACUUAGUAGCAGUGAUGAGCUCUCUCUUUGCUCAGAGGACAUUGUGCUACACAAGAACAAGAUCCCGGAAUCAAAUGCGUCAUUCAGAAAGCGUUUAAAUCGUUCAGUGGCUGAAGAAAGUGACGUCAAUGUCAGCAUGAUUGUCAACGUCUCUUGCACCUCUGCUUGCACUGAUGAUGAAGACGACAGUGACCUCCUCUCCAGCUCUACCCUCACCUUAACUGAAGAAGAACUGUGCAUCAAAGAUGAGGAUGAUGACUCCAGUGUUGCAACAGAUGACGACAUUUAUGAAGAAUGCAACUUGAUGUCAGGGCUGGACUACAUAAAGAAUGAGCUGCAGACCUGGAUUAGACCAAAACUUUCCUUGACAAGAGAUAAGAAGCGGUGCAGUCUCAGUGAUGAAAUAAAGGGGAGUAAAGACAUAAGCAGUAGUGAGAUGAUCCAGCCUUCUGACACCCUGAACAUUGAGGCCCUUCUAAAUGGAUCCAUAAAACGUCUCUCUGAAAAUAAUGGAAAUGGUGAGAAUUCAUCCCAUAGCCAUGAGUUCGGGACAAAGGGUGAAAAUAAGAAAAAUAUUUUCAAAGUUAGUAAAGAUCCAUAUGUAGCAGACAUGGAAAAUGGCAAUAUUGAAAGUUCUCCAGAAAAGCAAAAGGACAAAAUGAAUGGGAUUUCAAAGGCAUCAGAAAAUCAUGGUUCAAAUGAGAAAGAGAUCUCAGAAAGUGCACAUUGUAAGUGUAAAGCAUCUAUGGAUGGUUCAGAUGAUUCAAAUAUUGCUGAAAAGAAAUUUAUUUCCCAAAAUGUUAGAUAUCUUCCAAAGAAGUGUCCAAAUCACCACCAUUUUGAAAAUCGAAGUGCCGAUUGCCCUCCCACUGAGAAGUCUUGCCCAGAAAUGGCUGUAGAAACUAGAGUUUACAACAGACAGGACAGUGAUGUACUGAAAUCUUCAUCCACUGAUGAACCAAGUGUGGCUGGAAAAUCUGCCAGUUGCUGCCUGGCACUUGAACAAAAUGAAACAGAGAAAAAUGCUUCUAUCAGCGACAAUGCUUCCUGUUGCCACUGUGAGCCAGAUGUUUUCCUUCAAAAAGAUGCUGAAGAUUGCUCAGUGCACGACUUUGUUAAGGAAAUCAUUGACAUGGCUUCAACAGCCCUAAAAAGUAAAUCUCAACCUGAAAAUGAAGUAGCUGCUCCCACUUCAUUAACUCAAAUCAAGGAGAAGGUGUUAGAACAUUCUCACCGGCCUAUUCAGCUCAGAAAGGGGGACUUUUAUUCCUACUUAUCUCUCUCAUCUCAUGACAGUGAUUGUGGAGAGGUCACCAAGUACGUAGAGGAGAAGAGCAGCACUCCAUUGCCACUGGACGCUAUCGACUCUGGCUUAGAUGACAAAGAAGAUAUUGAAUGUUUCUUUGAGGCCUGUGUUGAGGAGGACCCUCAUGAAGAGGAGCCCUGUUUCUCUAGUGCUCCUCCAAAUGAACCUGCAGCUCCCAACGAAGCUACAGUGCCACUACAAACAACAGCAGGCUCUUCUGUGCUCCGUGAUAUUUCUCUCUUAGUCGAUGAUGCUGAUACGAUGACUCUUUCAAGACCUCCCCCUCAGGACAAAGUUGGAAAGGAAGCAGAUGAUUUGUUCCAAACUUCCUGGGGCUGUGAAGAAAGUUCAGAGCUUACUCCUUCAAGGCUAGGGAAUAAAAAGGAAAGUUCAGGAAAUGCAGCUGAAUCAAGAAUGCCAGAAGAACAUAAUGCUACUUCAGCUGAAUGCAAAGUUCAAGACCUCUCCUUGAAGGCAAAUCAGCCAAAAGACAAGGAUGCACUGCAUCCCAGCCCCCAAAGCUUAACCUGUGAAGAAAAUCUUGUGAGCUUUCAUGAGGAACAGCAUAGAAAUAUGCACAGGUAGAAUGUAACAAACCCCCAAGCAUGAACAUCUCACUGAAAGAUAACCUGGCUGUACCUAGGGGCAGGCCUCAUCUUCCCGCCCUGGGCUGGUCUCUGGUUCCAUCCUGUUGUCACUGCCGUUUGUCAAGUUGACUUUCUCAAGAUGAAUCUUCCUUCCAAAUGCAGUUUGUCCACCUGGGCUUUGUGAUCUGGAUGUGUGCACUGGUUCUCUUUAGGUAAUCGUCUUUGAACUUCAACAAAGCUGCUUGUUCUCCCAUGGAUUCCUGUCCCAAGCUACCUCCGCCAACCCUCUCUCUCCAGCAAGACCUUUCUAUUUGCUUCCUCCCUUCCCCAUCUGCUCUUUCAAGUUCUGCAGUCACCAAAUUGAUGGUCCAUUCAACUCACUGUCUGGAGUGAUCCCGUCCAUGACAGCACUUGACCGAUUUCAUGUUUCAAUCUGGAUUUUUUUGAUGGUAUGAUGCCUAUGUUUAUUGAAAGAGGUUUAUCUAAAAAGCCAACAUUUGAUUUGAUUGCAGCCUAAAGAAGGAACUGGUCCUUCUUUCAAAAUUAAGCAACUUUUAAAAGCGCCAUUCUAUUUAUUUUGAUUUAAUAAUAAUCUAUGCAGCACUUCAAGAAACAACUAUUACAGUGUUGUAUAUUAUAAACUGGUGACGUACUACUCUUAAAAUAUGUACAACAUUUUUUUUUAUGCUUCUUGAGGUGGUAAUGAGAAAAAAGUUUUUGUUUUUGUUUUUUUUUAAAAAGUGUGCCUUGCUAUAUUUCUUAUACCAUUUAUCAAAAAGCUGCUUUCAUGGUAAAAUUAUGUUGGUUUGAGAGGAGGAAAUAGCAAGGUUAAGAUGUGUGAAUAACUUCUGUAUAUAUGUAUAACCAAGUACAAGCAUUGAUGUAUAAUGACAGUAUAAAAUGCUUUCAUGUUUGUGAUGUCUAGUGAUGUGGAAAAUAUAAGCCUUAAGCCCAUUAAUUGCAUGGUAAUUAAAAUUGGCGUAAUAAAAAGAGUUCAUUGGGGAAAAGGAAAAUUAGUGAUCUCUUUUACCUGUGUUCUUUACCAAAUUGUUGUAUUGGUUCUGAAAAAAGUAUAACAUGCAGCAGCUUCCAAAAUAUCCAUAUUGCCUAAGAGGCUUAAAUUACUUAAAUUACAGAUGAGGUGUGAAGCCUUUAUGGUUUUUAAGAUCUUUCUGGCCACAUAGACAUCUUGAACAGCAAAUGACUAAAGGCCAGCUCCCCUAACCAAUAAAAAUUCAUACUAGAUUUUUAAUUUCCUCUUAUCAUUAAUGGUUUACUGUUGGAUUUCAGGGUCUCUGGUAUGGCAUAAUUUAUUUUAAAUAAUUCUUUUGAAUGGGUUGGAUAGAAAGAUGGUAAAAAAGUACAGAAAUAAUUGACUAUUAUUUUCAUUUAGACAAAUAUUUCAGGUAUAUUUAUUUUGUGUAAAGGAAAUCAUCAGAGAAAUAUUUCAUUUGGUCUUUAUUGACCCUUGAUAAAUGCAGCUUUUAAUUUAUAUCACAACUCCUACUAAAGUGCCUGACACAGUAGGUAUUCCAUAGAUAUUUGCAGAAUUGAAGCAUCAAAUUAGGUAACAUGAUGACAUGUAGCUCUUCAUUUGAGAAACAUACACCAAAACAAGUAUGUGACUAGAAAAAGAUAUAAAUGCAGUAUAAAAACCACCUAUCAUAUAUAAUCAAUUUAUAUCAGAUUUCAAAAAGGGAAAGAAUGUAUGGAUUCAGUUAGUCAGUGAAAUGACAAUCGUCCACUCAGCAGAUAGCUCGUUGACAUCUGUUAUCUGCAAGGACUGUUUUGGAUUCAGGGAAUGCAAAGAUGAAAAGACAAAGGCCCUGCCCUUGCUGGCUCACCUACAUUAGGGGUAAAGUGAAUGCACAAAUGAUAUGCGGCAGCUGUGCUGCAGGUGAGGAAGAGAACAAACAUGGUGAAAGAAACAGGAGAGAAGGAAGGGUUAGGAGACAGUAGAAAGUUUGACAACAGAAUGUUAGUGGGGAUUUAUUGCAGAAGUAAUAGAAGAGGUCCAUUGGAGGACUGAGUGAAGGGUCUCUAGCUGAGAUAAAGCUGAGCUUUUGCGUGUGUGGGAUGCUAGGUCAGUAAGGACAGCCUGUGGUCUUUGUUUUGCACCUGAUUUUAUUUUGUAAUUAGAACUUUAUUAGCCCCGAACCAAAAGCACUUAAACACUGCUUAUCUGUAAUUCUACCACCUUAAGAACUUUGUGUUUUUAUCCCCUUCUCAUCUUUCCCAUGCAUAUUGCUAGGCUUCUGAGUGGGUAGUGAUUUCUUCCAAAGGGGUCUUAGGCAGACAUUUAGAUGCAUUGUUGGAGAUGGUCCCAGGGGAAGAGAUUAGAGCUAAUUGUCUAGUUAUGAGGCAGCUAUAGUGAGUAAAGUAGGCUGAGGCAAAAGUAGCAUAUACAGGUGUGUUGCCCAGAAGGUAGAGAAAGAGCAAUUCCUAGUCUUUGAAACACCUAAGAGUAUUUUGGGCCUCUGUUGGGAUAGGGUAUUAUUUUGCAUACUGAGAUAACCUACAUUUUUCUUGGUUAGUUACUAUUGUCAAAUGUGUAUCUGUUGGUAAAAAUUCAAAGAAUUAAUUGACUGCGGUGAUUCAUUUACCUGUUCUAAGCUCACAGAAUCUCUGGAGGUGGGAAUGUAUUUGUUAAUUAUGUACUUAGUAUUACACCAAACUUUUAGAUUGAUUUCUAGGCUUAUUGAACAAUGCCAUUUCCAGUUGGAAGAGAUGGGAUCGCCUCAAUCUCACACCUCCCCAGUUACCAACUCUGUCUGCACACUUCUGUUUUGUUACCUGUUAAAGCAGACCGUUCCACUUCUGGGCCGGUCUUGUUAGAAUGUACCUUCACAGCUUGCUGAACUCUGCAGAGCGCCCCCCCACCCCCAUCUUUACUUUUGCUCACUGGUCCUUCUUCUGUCUUGCGAAGCACUCAUGGCAGCCCCGAAGGUCAUUGAGGCCAGCUCCUUAUCCUCUCCCAACCACUCUCCUCCAACUGCCCCUCAUAUGUCAUGGUUUUCAGAUCCAUUUCAACCUGACUGAAUGUUUACAGACAGAGCCCUUGAAAUUGAGGAGCUGUCUUCAUCAUCGUACAUGUAGAGAGGUAUCUGAGCAUCUAAGUGAUAAGUUUUCUCUAAAAUAUACUCAAGAUAUAUGUUUAUUCUAUUAUUGUAAAUUUCAAUAAAUAAACAAAAUAAAUAAGAAAAUAAAUAAGAAUCCAUGACUUCCUUCAGUGGUCCAGGCCAGUGCUGGGGUCACCUUGAAUCUUUUCCUUACAUUGACUAAAAACCUAACCUGUUCUCUUUCCAUUUAUUCAUUCAUUCACUCAUUCAACAAACAUUCAUUGAGUGGCCAUUCAUGUGAGGCGCUAUGUUUGGCAACAGAUCUACAAAGUCAAUUGAGACAUAGUCUCUGUCUUCAAAGGGCUGGCAGGUUUUUUUUGAAGUGCCUUUCAUGUUCUUGAAUAGAGUGGUUAUGACUUUUCUCCAAAUUAAAUAAUGACCCCAUUUGCUUUGUUUCUUGUCUAGUUUCUCUAAGUUUUUCAAAAACCCAGUGAGCAAAAUAGUCUGUGCAGUGAUGUGGAUGUGACUACAGAGGGAGGUGAAAUGGUCUUAAUUACAGGAAACCUUUGUCUGAUUUCUGGUGACCAAAUAAACAUGCAUCUCAUACAACAAAAGAAAAAUCUGAAUUUUGGGCUUUUGACAACCUCA
Messenger RNA from Castor canadensis (American beaver), 7252 nucleotides. NCBI's taxonomy places the organism in Eukaryota, Metazoa, Chordata, Mammalia, Rodentia, Castoridae. The record is from RefSeq and is a predicted model, not a curated record.